AUGCUGUGGCGCCGCAUGUGGCGGCUGCGAGGGGAGGGGUUGGCGCUGCGGGGGGACUUAGGCGGCUCCUCCUCGCGCACCUCCACCAGGCCUAGCAGUGUGCGCAUGGGGCGCCCAUGCCUGGGACUGCAUGUGCUGGCAGUCGCUGCGCCUGGUCCUGCUGUGUUGAAUACGCUCACGGGGGUGCGGGGACCUGCUGCAGGUGACUCGGUGUGGUUGACUGCUGCAGCGACGGCAGGAGAGGAAGGGCUGUGUGCAGCUGUUGCGGGCCAUGUGGGUGAGAAGCGGUCGGGAGUGGUGGCGGGAGAAAUGGAAGUGGUGGGAGAGGUGUGGGAGGGCAUGACAGGGAGAGCGCCAGCAGAGAGAGCAACGAGCACGUCUAGCUGGGAGAGUGGACCUGCCCCUUCCAACCCUCCACCACCUGAACUCCCACCUGAAACCCCACCUGACGCAGCAACAGCAGGCACCGCAGAAACCGCGGCGGCAGCAGCAGCAGCAGCAGCAGCAGAGACAGCGCGGGGGCUGGUGCUGUUGAAGCUGUUGGAAGCAGCCACCUGGCGCAGCACACGGGGAGAGAGCGGCACGGGGGAGCGCGGGCGCGAGGGACUCUGCACCGCGUUGGUGGUAGUGGUGGUAGUGGUGGAGGGGAGGGGGGAGGAGGAGGAGGAAGAGGAGGAGGAGGAGGAGGAGGAGGAGGAGGAGGAGGAGGAGGAGGAGGAGGAGGAGGAGGAGGAGGAGGAGGAGGAGGAGGAGGAGGAGGAGGAGGAGGAGAACAGGGAUGGCAAGGAAGCGGAUGGAGGAGGGGAAGGCUGA
Closterium sp. Yama58-4 is the source of this 813-nucleotide messenger RNA. The record is from the annotation of a GenBank genome assembly. Lineage: Eukaryota; Viridiplantae; Streptophyta; Zygnematophyceae; Desmidiales; Closteriaceae.